Nilaparvata lugens (brown planthopper) is the source of this 651-nucleotide messenger RNA. RefSeq lists its product as uncharacterized. The transcript has 2 exons. Lineage: Eukaryota; Metazoa; Arthropoda; Insecta; Hemiptera; Delphacidae. The record is from RefSeq and is a predicted model, not a curated record. Bases 2 to 586 code for a protein of 194 amino acids.
CAUGAUAAUCGCACUACAAAAAUCCAAGGUCAUGGCGUUUAAAGGAAAGUGGCCAGUUAGAUCCAAGAUAGUGCUUGAGAACCAAAUUUUGGAACAAGUUAAAUGCUUCAAUUACUUGGCAUGCCGUAUCUCAUUUGACAGAGAAGAUGAUGUAAGUGAGAAAUUGACAAAAUUCAGUGCUGUGUGUGGUGCAAUACGUAGAACAAUAGGGAAGAAAACAAGACAAGCCACUCAGAUGAAGUUCUACAGACUAAUGGCUGUACCAAUAAUAGCUUAUGGAAGCGAAGCCUGGGUGUCGAUGAAAAAAACUGAGUCACGUAUCCAAGCAGCCGAAAUGAGGUUCCUUCGAGCAGUCAAAGGUUACACUAAGUUGGACUACAUAAGAAACGAAGUAAUAAGAACCGAACUGAAUGUAGAGUCUUUAUUGCAAAUAUUGAAGAAAAGUAGGGAAGACUGGUCCAGCCAUCUACUUCGUAUGCCAGCAAAUAGACUUCCAAUUCAAGCUUGGCACUACAAACCCGAUGGGAGAAGAGGCGUCGGACGACCGAUGAAGAAAUGGAUGCCGGAACAGGCCAACAGAGCCUAAUCCUUGAAUGACGAUGAUGAUGAUGAUGAUGAUGAUGAUGAUGAUGAUGAUGAUGAUGAUGAUGA